Molecule: messenger RNA, 3734 nt
Organism: Phanerochaete carnosa HHB-10118-sp
Lineage: Eukaryota; Fungi; Basidiomycota; Agaricomycetes; Polyporales; Phanerochaetaceae
Exons: 16
Coding region: 1-3714 (1237 amino acids)
Cellular component (GO): nucleus
Molecular function (GO): methyltransferase activity; chromatin binding
Source: RefSeq, a predicted model, not a curated record
AUGUGGGUUUGGCCUUUCAGAAGUGAGCAGUUCCCAACAGCCUGUAUCCGCCGAUUGCUCAUAAAUUACAGGGCACCUGCAAGGCCUCCGGCUGAUCCCUCGGGCUCUCAAGAGACAGGCACGCAGUCACGGUUCACGGUGUUCAAUGCCGCAUGUAAGGAACUGGAAGAGGAAAGCUUAACGUUUCCGGAAGAAGCAGUGCCUCAUGGUUUUGAAGACAACAAGAUUCCUAUACGAGCUCUCGAGGACUUCGUGGUUUAUGAAAUCAAGACUGGACGCAUCGCAUACCUUGAAGAGGUGGAUUGCAGUAGAGCAUAUGGAGCCUCUGGAUAUGCUUCAUCCUGGAUUGACAACGAAAUCGAGAGCCUUUCAGACUCUAGCGAGUUCAAUGAUGAAAGCCUGGAGCCCUCAACCAGUACUUCAGGGAGACAGAGGAUUCGUCUCUCUGGAAUUUUGGAGGUCAAUGUUCAUCACGUUUGUGAUUCUGAUCCACAAACUUUCCAACUUGACCCGGAGCCGGCACAAGCCUAUGCGGACCAUUUCAUGCCAUUCAGGAUCAAGCACUAUCUCUUUCAUGAGCUGGUGUCUUGUGUUCUUCAAGAUCCAGACCAUCAACUGACCUUAGAAGAGUUUGGUGACUGGCUGUCUCUCUCUGAAUCCUCGACAUCCAGCAUUCAAGUUUCUCGUGUUCACAGAGUAAAACAACAGACACACCAUUUUUCGGAGUCAUUUAAAACACUAUGCAAGAAACACAAGGAUAUAUUCACCCCUUUAAGGGGCAUGCCCAUCCUGGUGUCUCUUCUGGACCCCUCGCGAGGGUUGCAUGCCCGCAAGUUGAAAUCUAUCCAGGAACUUCGUAACUGCGUUCUUGCUGCUAUCAGUAAAACCACAGUUACUUCCGGGAUUUUCACUCUAGCUGCAAGGCUCUUUCCUCAGAAGCAUCUGCAAAAGGUGCUGGUGAACACUCAUGAGCAUGUGCAUUGCAGUGGAAGGCCAAAUUCCAGAAAGAUUUAUCGUAUGCAUGACAUGCAUGUGCGCCAUGAGUGGGGGCAAGAGAGCCACCUGCGCGCCAGACACUAUGAGUCUGUAACAAUAGAUGGUGUUCUGUACAAGCUGACAAGUGUGAAGGCAGGAGACACAGUUAUUGUUGAAGGUGGACCAGAUGCUGACAGAACUCGGGAAAAAAAUGCCACAACUGAGCCGGCUAAGACUGGAGAUGACAUAGUAGACAAAAAGUGGUUUAUGAAGAUCUGCUAUGUCUUUGAGCGGCAAGAGCAAGUGAUCAGCCAGUACAGUGGCCCGCAAUGGAUAUUGGAACCGUAUUUUCACGGUCAAUACUAUAUGCAUGGUUCGAAGCUGCUCUUGCAAGAGACAGCGCAUCCUCAGGCACUAUACCUGAUUGAUGAAUGCGAUGAUCAGCAGUUAGGAUGCAUCUUCCAGAAAGUUGACGUCCAAGAGCUUGGUUUGCAAGGGGAUGAGCCUCCAUUCCUCAAUACUGGCACCAGCACAAAGCAGUUCUUUUCUGGGUUGCUUUGGGACCAAGCCAUGGUUGCAUUCCAUCAGCUUAGCCCGAACGAUAUUCAGCGGGCGCUCAAUGCCUGUACACCUGGAAAGGAGUGCAUUAAUUGUGGUUUAUCACAGCUACGCAUGGUGCAAAACUCCUGGGAUAUCAAAGAAGACAGAAUCUUACAGCAUGAUGUCAGCUAUCAUGUUGGAGACUUUGUCUACCUACGACCCACCAUCCCAACUCCCCCAGAGCUGUAUGUUAUAGGACAGAUAACGGAGAUCAUGCCAAUCAAGGGCAAGGGUGAGCAUCAGGUCAGGGUUAGAUUAAUUGAGCGAUAUGACGUGGUUAUCCGAACCAAAUGGGGACCGCGCAAGGAGGGCACCAAAACAGAUGAGCAUCGUCUUAUUCUUACAGACGAGCUUCAGCCAUUUGAUGUUUCACACAUUGAGGGCAAAGCCUACGUUACUCAUCCAUCGUCUCUUCAAGUCCAUGGCUUCUCGCCAGACGACUGGGUCUUACACGAUGAUCACUACCUUAUUGAUUUACGUGCACCAUCCAUCAGAGCCAAAUGCUCCCAGAUGGAGAAGCUUCUCCCACGACAGCUCCACUAUUGCCAAACCUGCUUUGCACAACGGCUCAAGACCCUACAGGUUGAUCGAGAUCUUCUUGAACAGCAUGGACCACUUCGCUGCCUUGAGCUUUUUGCAGGUGCUGGUGGCUUAGCAUCAGGAUUGCACCAGUCGGGCUUUGUUGAGACCAAGUGGGCAGUCGAGUCAUCUCCAAGUGCUGCACUGUCAUUUGCUGCCAACAAUCCACGGUGUACAGUUUAUACUCAGUGCUCAAAUGUCCUGCUGCGGCAUGCAAUUGAGACACAACAAGCACCCAGGUCAAGGCCACGUCAAGUUGCAAGUCUCAACCACAAGGACAAGGAUGCAUUGCCGCCUAUGCCAAAGCCCGGAGAAGUGGAUUUUAUUUGUGGAGGACCACCGUGCCAGAGCUUUUCAGGAGCGAAUCGAUGGAAGAAAGCAGAUGAUAUUAGGUCAACACUUAUCUGCAAUACAAUUUCCUAUGUCGAUUUUUAUCGACCCAAAUACUUCUUGCUCGAAAACGUGACCGGCUUGCUGAGUGUUCCAUUGGGCACGGAGAAGCAGGACCAGAUGACGGAUGGGGUUGCCAUGGGCGUCGUCAAAUUCAUUUUCCGCGCACUCGUCUCCCUCGGAUACCAAGUUCACUGCAAGGUCCUCCAGGCCGCGCAGUAUGGCACCCCACAGAGCCGCGAGCGCGUCAUCUUCUGGGCUGCGCGGCGCGAUGUGCCGCUUCCCGACUUCCCGUACCCGACACACCACUUCGCAAAGGGCGUACGCAGCUUCAAUCUCCCCACGGGCGAGGUGCUGCACCGGCCCGUGCGCGUGGCACCACACGAGAGCGCGAAGCGGAGCGAGUAUGCACAGUACGCGCCACUGUGCGCCAUCACCGUUGAGGAUGCAAUCGGAGAUUUGCAAAAGUUUGACUGGCUUCCCUCUGGCCCGCUGACCGACGAGGACAUACACCGUCUCGCGCAAGGUAUCGUCCGUUUCGAGGCGGUCACCAACCGCGAAGCUCGGUUCCCAUACGCGGGAUACUGCGGCAAAGGAACGGCAUUCCUCCAUCCUCCGCUGAACCGGUAUCAGAUGCAAGCCCGGGAAGGCCUGGACGUGGAUGACAAUGUGGUUUAUCACUACACGCAGAAGUUCAGCGCGAAGAUUGUCGACCGCGUCUUGCACGUCCCUCUGCGUGCUGGAGCAAAUCACCAAGAUCUCCCUCCCCAGUACCGCGACAAGCGUAAGCUGCAGCCGAAUGGGAAGUCGAAGAAGGAAUACGAACGCCACUAUAAACGCAUCGACAGAGACAGCCACUUUAUGACUAUGCUCACGACAGUAAAGCCAAGCGGCACAAACGCGAUCGUUCUGCAUCCCACGCAAAAACGUGUACUCACCAUUCGUGAAUGUGCGCGAGCUCAAGGCUUUCCUGACUCGCACAAGUUCCUCUCGGUGCAUUCCAUACCCGCCAAGGUAGUCGAGGAUCAACUGCGCCAGAUAGGCAACGCUGUGCCCGUCCCUCUGGCUCGUGCCUUGGGCAAGGAACUGGGCAAGGUGCUGCUCAAGACAUGGAGGGAGGAAGCAGAGCGCGAGCUGAGUCCGGAGGUGGCGAUGGAAGUUGACAAUUAGCGGUCUACGAGAGCAUACAU